Messenger RNA from Xiphias gladius (swordfish), 3297 nucleotides. RefSeq names its product ring finger protein 44 (gene rnf44). Lineage: Eukaryota; Metazoa; Chordata; Actinopteri; Istiophoriformes; Xiphiidae. Bases 552 to 1874 code for a protein of 440 amino acids. The record is from RefSeq and is a predicted model, not a curated record. The transcript is spliced from 11 exons.
CUGUCUGUGUUUGCUGCGCGCCGAUUGGCGGCUCAGAAAAGGAGGCGUGGUUUCACCAUAACAAUGCAUUUCAAGGAACAUACACGCGCCAAGGAAUGUUUUCUGUCGCUGUGUCGUUAACGCUCUCGUUUCACACUUUUAACGGUGUCUCGUGCUCAGGUAAACGCUGCCGUCAACGGACAGGACGUUUUUGCGCUUUCCGAGGAAAACGGAUUCCCUAUGCAGCAGCUGGAAAGCGUUGUGUUAGCUGGUUAGCGUUAGCAGGCUAAUCGCAGCUCCGUCGGGGACAUUGUCGAAAAUCUGUAGAAGAAAACAGCAGUCUUCAGUUAACGUCAGUUUCUACCGAGUGAUGGUGGUUGGUUAGAGGCGGUUACACGCAGGGAUAACUUGACAGGACACGACGUUUCGGAGACUGAAACACCUGCCAUCCCCCCUUCUCACCGAGCAAGCAAACUAGCUAAGAAAGGUUAAGACAAUCAGAGGCAGCAUACAAGUGCCUCCACUGUACUGUUUCCUUUCCCAGAGUGUGACUCGUCUGCACGACGUCACCAAUGCGACCAUGGGAAAUAGCAGUAAAUAGGCUGCCACCAACAGCCCCCUUAAACCCGAGGAGGUUCCUUGGAGAGCCCUGCAACGCCCCAGUGCAUCUCAGGAGAAGCCCACCAGUGAGACGCCAGUGGGGGAGACGAGACAGGCCUGUACUGCACACUUCCCUGGUCCAGGAUGAGAACUUCCAUCACCUGCUUUUCUCCCAGCAUCACCAACAGGUUCCUUUAGAUGAGUCCAGACAAUACAGCCACACCAGCACACCACCACGCAUGCUUCACCCUGCUGCUCACCUGCCCCAGCAGAGCCCCAUCAUGGUGGAUCUACAUGACCAGAUGCACCAGGGAUCAGUUCCAAUAUCAUACACUGUUACGACGGUGACGACCCACGGAUUUCCCAUCCACACCGGGCAGCCCCUUCCAGGGUGCAACACUCAGCAGCUCCCAGCAUGCUCGGUAAUGUUCAGCGGACAGCUCUCUCUGCUCUGCUGCCUUCCUCCUCCUCUCAUACAGGCAUGUACGAUGCAGCAUAUGCCAGUGUCUUAUCAAGCCUUUCCACCCCUGAUCUCCAGCGAACAUUUUGUAUUGCACCCAACCCCAUCUGUACCCCCCCACCAGCCGCCUCACCUUACUCCUUUGAGCCAGUUUGUCCCUUUACAGCCUCAGCACCCACGCAUGCCUCUACAGAGGGUAGAGAAUGAAGUUGACCUAAGAGGGGACCAGCACCCAUUAGGGACCUUCUCCUACCCUCCCUCUCAUCACCCACCAGCGCUGCCUCCUUCUCUGCCCCUGCAGUAUCUUCCUCAAGAGCCUCUGCAUCAGGAGCUUCCCUUCGGAGUGCCAUAUCCCCACAUGUUGCCCCGGCGAGUAGGUGGUCAGAGAUACCGCUUGCAGCAACCCCUCCCUCCUCCUCCACCCCCUCCAUCUUACUACCCAGGCUUCCUCCCUUACUUCCUGUCAAUGCUUCCUGUGCCUCCAACUGCAGUGGGCCCAGCCAUCAGUCUAGACCUGGAUGUGGAUGAUGUGGAGAUGGAGAACUAUGAGGCAUUACUGAAUCUGGCAGAGAGGUUGGGUGAAGCGAAACCACGUGGACUCUCAAAAGCAGAUAUAGAGCAACUUCCGUCCUACAGAUUCAACUCAGAGAAUCAUCUAUCUGAACAAACGCUGUGUGUUGUGUGCUUUAGUGACUUUGAGUGUAGGCAGCUACUUCGGGUAUUACCUUGUAACCACGAAUUCCACGCCAAGUGUGUGGAUAAAUGGUUGAAGACCAAUCGCACUUGUCCUAUCUGCCGAGCCGAUGCCUCGGACGUACACCGGGAGGUGGAGUGAGAGCUGUCUCUGAGUGCUGAACUGGAAAGCUGCACAAACCAGAGUCUGUCCCAAAGCCGGGGACACCUGCCACCCAACCUGCGUCCUCCAGUAAAUAUAGCUUGCCAACCCACUACUCCUGCCCCCUUCCUAAAUAAUAAGCAAUCCAGGAUUGUUUCUGGAACCUGUUGUACCUCUGCUGUGCUUCAUGGUCUGAGUCUCAUGAAACCCACUGCCUAUUGCAGCCUAUAGCCAGAGUUCUGGGAUCGCCAGCCAGUUCUUUCUCUGCCCCCUCGUUGCAGAUUCCAAAGAUUUUCCCUACAAUGCAUUAUUUGCUGCUUUUGUUUACAGGGUUUCAUUUUUCUUUAAAGGAUUUGGUUGUGGUGUUCAUGAAUUGUGGGCAUCCAGCAUUGGAAGAGGUGAGUUGGGAGCCUGGAGGAUCAUAGGCUGGACACCUUGUGCAAUUAGCAGAAAAAUAAUAGGAAUACUUCAACAUGGAUAUCUGUGUUUGGAGGCGACGCCUGACCAUCAUAGAUGCAUGUUUGUGUAGGUGUUGGGCAAACUGACUUGUUAAUAAUGUAUGUUCUGCAAUAAUGUAUUGAUAAUUUCAACAGUUUUACCCCUUAUUUGUUAUAGAUUUUGCCAAUGCUAUUGUGAAAGUGUGACUUGCUAUGGUUAAAUGCAGAUUCUGUUAAGCCUGAGGUUAUGGGACAUGCAACUGUUGGGGUAUCUUCUACCCCAGAUUAUCCACUCUGGAACACAGAUCUGUACAAGAGCAGUCAUGGAUAAAUGGACUGCGUCUUUUCGAGGUCAUCUGGCAUAACUGCACAAGUGCUACAUCCACCCUCCACGUCGGCAUUGUUCCUCUGGCAAGUGUGUACGCGUGUGUGCGUAUUGUGCGUGUAUGUUUGUCCUGUUCACAGACCCAAUGCAUUGUGUAACCACUGGAUACAGGGCAGCAUGCUAGGAUUUGCAUGAACUGUUGAUUCAGACUAGCAAUAUUUUAAUCAAGCAUUGCCACCAAAAUUAUCAAAUUUUAAGAAAAAGAAGAGACAAAGAAGCAUACUAAAAGAACUGCUUGCUUAUUCAGAAAGCGCCAUGAGGGAAGACUAGCAUGUGGUUCCAACCUGACCGCGUUAAAGGAUGGGAGUCCUCGUCUGAAGGCUGUGCUGAUGCCAUAGACCUCUGGAGGCCUGUGCAGAAAGCAAUAUGUGCAGUGAGUGUCGAGUUUUAAAUGAACAUUUUCUUGCCCUUUUAGGACGACUGGGCUUUUUAUUUCUUUGUUUGUGAGCCAAAUCCAAUAUACAGAUAUAGCCUACUGUUCAAGAUUUCAGAUCUGCCUUCUUAUGACCUUGACAAGCACAAACCUAUUACUAAUCCUGAAAAUUACUUCCUCAUUUCCGCUUGUUUUAAUAGUAUGCCUUUUUUUUUUUUUUUUUUUUUU